Molecule: messenger RNA, 2330 nt
Organism: Oncorhynchus nerka (sockeye salmon)
Lineage: Eukaryota; Metazoa; Chordata; Actinopteri; Salmoniformes; Salmonidae
Exons: 3
Coding region: 1-1311 (436 amino acids)
Source: RefSeq, a predicted model, not a curated record
AUGUCAACAGAGUGGAAGGGAGAUGACUCAGAGUCACAUGAAUGGAACAGCAAGAGCAAUCAAUGCCAUUCCAAUGGCAGAAUUUCACACAAGUCUAAGCCAGAUGUCUCUGUCAACAAAGUGCAUGGUGUAUGGAAAGUGGCGUUAGCAAGGUCACAGCCAUUUGAAAAGCCAUCUCAACACACAGUGUUGGAUCUCUCAGACUAUAUAGAGAUGAGUGUGGAUGAACCAGAAGGCUCAGUUGAUCCACCUACAAAUCCCAUAAUGCUCCAGAGCCUAUUGGCAGAGAAAGACCACAGAGGACCGCAAACCACAAAAACAGACCGCAGAGGCCAUCCAUUGGACCGCAAAAAGAGCCCAGUACCUAGAGAGGAGCGGGAGAAGUGGCACAGGAGAUCACCUCGGGGCAGAAGCCCAACUACCAUUCAGCCUCCCAGGCCUGUUCUCAGGAAGGCCCUCAGUCUAGGAGGCUCUCAGAACGGGGACGACCGCCACCACCAGCGCAGCCACAGUCUAGAUUCCAGGAGACAAUCCCAAGGUAUCUUCCUGACGCCUGACGCCUGGAUCGACUCUCUCAGCCAUGAGAACUGUUCCUCUCCUUUCUCCUUCCGACCAGACACGGUGUUCUGGGAACCGGAAUUCACCUCAGCUCCUGAGACCAACCACACAGAGGCCCCCACUGCCUGCCCACCUCCCCCUCCUCCCCCCCAGGACCUCCAGCCUCCCAGCAUGGCCCCACAGCAGCUUUAUGAAGCAUACAAGGGUAAUGUGCACAUCUCAAAUGUAAGAAAACUGGUGCUGGAGAGACAGCAGCCGCCCCCCCAACCCCUCCUCCAGUGCCUUCGGGCCCCAUCCACCCCCCACAACCCUUGCAAAGAGGCCUCCAUCUUCCCAGACGCCUCCAGGUGGCCCAUCACCUACCAGGAGGCCCUGAGGUCUGUGCAGCGCAUGGAGGCCAGGAAGAAUGCCUCUCUCCCCAGGGACCACAGGGAGCACCCCAGACCAUCAGACUGUAGAGGCAGAGCUACAGCUCCCUCCCUGCUCAGAGGUUACAGCUGGCCCGCACCCCUUCACACCUCUCAGCCGUCCCAGGAGGAGGAGAAGCAGGAGGAGGUGGUAGAAGAGGAGGAGGAAGGAGAGGAGAGGUAUGGGGCACAUGAAAUGGAGGUGGAGAUUGGGAGGUAUCAUCUGGGAGUUCCAGACUCAGGGGGGAGCUACAGUAGCUAUGCCAGCCAGAGCAGUGGCAGGGGGAGUCUGGAGCCUCCCAAUCCUGUCCAUCUGCCUGUCCCCAACCCUCACCAGCUCUCCUGAGACCAUCGAGGAGAUACAGGGGAACACAGAGGAGACACACCUACAGGACAUGGAGGCAUUGAAAGGGCCUGUUCUCCUCAGUGAGUCUACCGAAGUCUACUCCCAGCAUGCACCAUUCCAGGAAAGGCCUCAAAGAGUCCGUCCAAUUCCAGGGUCAUCACCAUGAGACCAGCCGCUACUCAGAGCCCGAGCCAGAGACUGUGCUGUUCUGACAAUCCCAUCUAUACCUAAGUUUGUACGAGUCUGUCGGUCUUCUCCCGUUGCUUUCUACUAAUAUCCCAGUGAAUUUCACACGUUUAUUUAUACAGACUUCCACCAACAAUGUGAAAAUAGAGUGCCAUCGUCAGUAAUUCAGCAUGGCUGUACAGCCAUCAACCGCUCAACCAUCUGACUGACUGGUCUCUGGUGGACGCUCAGGGCUGAAUAAAGAAGUGGCUGUUGUUGUUCAGAGCUGUACCUACCGAAGAGGACUUUUACCACUGAUUUACAAGAGCUGUUACAGUGAUUGAUCUCUGCUUCUUCUAUGGAAUACUACAUUUAUUUAUUUUCUACCUUUAUUUAACCAGGCAAGUCAGUUAAGAACAAAUUCUUAUUUUCAAUGAUGGCCUAUGAACAGUGGGUUAACUGCCUGGUCAGGGGCAGAAUGACAGAUUUGUACCUUGUCAGCUCGGGGGUUUGAACUUGCAACCAUUCCGGUUUCUAGUCCAACGCUCUAACCACUAGGCUACGCUGGUACCAAGUCAGUGAACAAUCAGGUACAAUAUUGGGUCUGUCUUGCUCAUCAUCAUGGUGCUGACUAUAAUCAAUACAAUAAUCAUACUCUUGGACUCACGGAAGAACAGUUGGAGAUUCUUUUUAUUGUUUUGAGAAAAGGCAAACCACCACUGGGCUGGCACUUUGUUCCACUGCUGACACUUUGUUCCAACACUUUCAACGUUUGACAGAACUCUGACGGAUGAUCGAUUUUCUGUGAGAUGGAGAUGGAGAGGGAGAGAGGGAGAGAGAGAGAGAGAGAGAGA